Molecule: messenger RNA, 1614 nt
Organism: Nylanderia fulva
Lineage: Eukaryota; Metazoa; Arthropoda; Insecta; Hymenoptera; Formicidae
Source: RefSeq, a predicted model, not a curated record
AUGUAUGGAAAUAUUUAUCGCGACGGUUCACACAAGGGAACACCACACGAACCGUUCGCGCAGAAUACCGCGUUCGGCUGGAUUCUCUCGGGUCCUACCGUCGAAACCUGCCCCCGCAAUUCCGUACCCGCAUAUCAUACUAACAUUUCACCUAAUCUUGAGCAUACCUUAAAACAGUUCUGGGAACUCGAAGAUAUCCCAGCCCGCGUUCAUCCGAGUCCGGAAGACACCCAAUGUGAGGAGCAUUUUGUGACGACUCACUACCGCACCAUGGAAGGACGCUACGUCGUGCGUUUUCCCUUUAGAAAUGGCCCGCCUCGCGACCUUGGAGACUCUCGAUUCGCCGCGUUGAAGAGUCUCGAACGGCUCGAACGUCGUUUUCGAACCGACCCAUCGUUAGCAACGGAAUACACCGCAUUCCUUACCGAGUACGCAAACCUAGGUCAUAUGACUAAGAUAAAUCCUACCGAAUUUCCCGCCCAAGCUCCCGCGUACUACAUUCCACACCGUGCCGUGAUCCGUGAACAUAGCAAUACAACCCGACUUCGUGUUGUGUUUAACGCGUCGUGCAACACCGCCACCGGCAAAUCAUUAAAUAGCGCUCUUCAUGUAGGAGCAAAAUUGCAAACCGAUCUAGUAGCGGUCGUCCUCCAAUGGCGACAACCUCGAUUUGCACUAUCAGCGGACAUCGCCAAAAUGUAUAGGCAGAUUUUACAUCUCUGGUUGACGAAGUCUGAUUGGGAUGACGAGCUUCCCGCCGAGAUGUUGCGCGAAUGGGAAACAUUUCAAUUGACGUUGCCUCUCCUUGAGCAGUUAACUAUUCCGCGCUGGACGCAGUAUCAUCCGAACAACAGAAUUGAAUUACACGGAUUCGCAGACGCCUCCACGCGAGCGUAUGCGGCAGCGCUUUACCUCCGUGUCAUUUCGGGCGACGGUUGCAUUACCAAUACUCUGAUCCUCGCUAAGUCUAAAGUCGCGCCGCUCAAAACCAUUAGCGUCCCGCGUUUGGAGCUUUGCGCUGCGCUCCUACUAGCACAACUCAUAGAUUUCGCUCGUUCUGCUCUUCACCUUCCCGAUAUCGAUUAUUGGUGUUGGAGCGUUUCCAUGGUCGUCCUCGCUUGGAUACGUCAAAGUCCCUCGCGGUGGAAGACGUUUGUCGCGAAUAGAGUCUCAAAAAUGCAACAGCUUCUUCCCAAUGGAAAAUGGAAUCACGUGCCCACGCACGGCAACCCCGCAGAUUGCGCAUCUCGCGGUACCGACCCUGCCUCUCUUAUUAAUCACCAACUUUGGUGGCACGGCCCACCAUGGUUAUCACAUUCGUUCAAUCAAUGGCCAGUCAUAUCCGACAUCCCGGCAACGCAUAGUGAAUUACGCGAUUCAAAAGCUUGCGCGACAUGCUCGUUACAAUCCAAUGCCGCCCACCAUGGCGGAAUGAUGUUCGCUAUCAUUGUUGAUGUCGACCGGAAGAAAACAAAGUUUUGUAAUGGGGCGCUUGAACUCGGAUUCAGCCGUUUUAACAGUAACGACUCGAACGAGCCGAUCGCUGCCUGGAUGGCAUUUAACUAUACGCCCAAGCUUCCAUCGACUUGGAGGGGCAAGUGGAUCGCGAAGUAA